GAAACUAGCCAAUUAGAAAUUACCACAUCAGCUUUACAACGUAGACAGAAAAGAAAACAACAAUGACUUAGCAAUGAAGAAUAAUAUUUUGUCGACUUCGACGGCUAAUUGACCACAUUUUCCUUACAAAUGGUUACUACGAAAGACAUUAUGUCAGGGAAUACAACACGAACGAUUGUUAUAACCACAUCUAGUGGAAAUGUUCCAAAAUUGGUGACCGUCAACGCCUCUGCUGUCGAAGACAUUUUCAGUGAUGAUGGGGGAGGGCCACGUAAACGGCGUCGGCUGACCAACCUUACCCCGGAGGAGAAAAUGCUGAGAAGAAAACUAAAAAACAGAGUAGCAGCACAGACAGCAAGAGAUAGAAAGAAAGAAUUGAUGGGUACUCUGGAACAACAAGUUACUAGACUGAUGGAACAAAAUAAACGACUCCAAGAUGAAAACAAAAAACUCAAAACACAAUCAUCAUCAUUAAUUCAAGAAAAUCAACACCUUAAAGAACGCCUGGGCCAUCCUGGUUCAUUGGCCGAGAGAAAGUCUGAGUCCACAGGAUCUGCAGUAUCCUUUGACCUCCUGCCGUGGGGACAAACUCAGACGUUGUCUCGGUCAAUGAUGCCAUACGCCACCUCUGUUCUGACAAUGAGUCUCUGCUUAGCAUUGUUCAGCAGAUCAACUCAAAACCAGAAACAGAUGUUGCCAGUAAAGGAUGUGAAUCUUCAAUCAUCACUGCCCAAGGAAAUACCCCCAAAAUCACUGCCAACUCUGGCUUGGUGGGGCCCACAUCAGCGGAGUUGGAAUCCAUCAAUGAACUCAUAAAAUUUGAUCAUGUUUAUUACAAGCAUGAGUCCUCAUCUGUUGAAACUGGACUUGAAAAACCUACUCAAGCUGUCAAAACGAACUCUCAAACUAAAGUGAAUAUUCAUGUCACACAGGAUAUACCUAAUGACAUUACAAUAGACGAUUCGGUUAAAACUGAACCUGAAUUAUGUGCAAUAGACAUGAUAGAUGAAACUGACCUCAAUGAUAUCAAUUUGGAAUUAUUAAAAGACAUUGAAAAUUUAAUUGGAAUAGAUUUUCAAGACCAGAUUGAACAGGACUCUUUUGAGUCUAUUUCACAGAAUGGACAAUGUGUAAAAAGCAAACAGGAAGUUUUAGUGACAAAAGACACUAGUUCAAAUCGUAAACGCAAGAGAUCAGAAGAUGCGUCACCGCUUUCUGUCACAGAUAUGUAUGAAUCAACAGACAAAUUGGGACAGGAAGCAUCUGUAUUUAAUGAUUCAGAAUUCGGUAGUGAUUUCAGUGAUGUGUGUUCUCCCUAUGGAAGUGACAUUUCUGGUGACUUAAAUGACAAUCCAUGGGAAGAAUCAUUCAUGGAAUUAUUUCCCACCUUAGCAUAAACCAGCCAUUUUGUUUGUUGAUUUGUAUUUAAAUGUAUAUAUUAUUUAUUGUUUAUCAUUGACUUCUCUGUGAAAUAAAUUCAUUGGGAAGAGGACUCAA
Molecule: messenger RNA, 1497 nt
Organism: Mytilus californianus (California mussel)
Lineage: Eukaryota; Metazoa; Mollusca; Bivalvia; Mytilida; Mytilidae
Product: X-box-binding protein 1-like
Exons: 3
Coding region: 130-816 (228 amino acids)
Cellular component (GO): nucleus
Molecular function (GO): DNA-binding transcription factor activity, RNA polymerase II-specific; RNA polymerase II transcription regulatory region sequence-specific DNA binding
Source: RefSeq, a predicted model, not a curated record